AUUUAUCUUCACCUAUAGGAGUACCUGUGAGCCAACUAUCAUCAUGAGAGGUUCCACUUUGUAGGUUCCACUUUUUCAUACUUUCUGUGUAUGGGCUCCAGCAACAUCUGAGGAAUAGGGCACAUUUCCUCCCGUGAAAUAUCUUUUUUCUUUGUUGCUUCACAUUCCCCUUGAUCGACAAGAAGAAGAGAACCCAAAUUGUCAAAGGACAUCCCUACUUCACCAGUGGACAGUUUAUCAUCUUUAUACAACCCUGUUCUCAGAUCUUGACAAGAAAACUUAAGGAAAUCCAGUUUAGAACAUCGGGAGAGAAAUUUACCACCAUUAGUUUAACUUUCCUUAGUUGUAUUGAAGUAUGCUUGAUCUCUGGAACAGUCUCCAGCAACAGAAGCUUUAGCCCUACCAAGUUCCACUUCUUUUUCUUGCUGCGUCAUGUUGCCCAGUGCUUGUUUCAUUUCCCUCAACUCUUUAUUUGUCUGUGCAGUCCUAUCCGUCAUGCUCGUCAUAACCUCCAAGAGUUUCUGCAAUUGGUCUUGAAUCUGUGAAAGCUUGUCAUCCAUUUCUGUUGUUGAUCCUUUUUGAUUCUUGUUCCGAUUUAUAAUCAUGCCAAGAAUCGGACUGCUCUGAUACCAAUUGAUGCACUUAAAGGGAUUCGUGACUGGAAAUCGUUAAUCUAGGAGGUAAGCUCGAAGAAGAUGAUAGCUAAAUCAAGGAUUAAUCCGAGAAUGUAGCUAAAAGAAAUUAUAGAGAAAAUAUAGAAGAGAGAAACUUGAGGAGAAAUGAUUGUUGGUCCCAGGAAAACACUAUUCAUGGAUGAAAUUUCUACUGGACUUGAUGGUUCUACAACUUUCCAAAUAGUCAAGUGCAUAAAAAAUUUUGUUCAUUUAAUGGAAGGAACUGUGAUGAUGGCUCUUCUUCAACCUGCACCAGAGACUUUUGAGUUAUUUGAUGAUCUGGUGUUACUGUCUGAUGGAUAUAUUGUGUACCAUGGUCCUCGAGCAGAUGUUAUUCCAUUUUUUGAGUCGUUAGGAUUUCAAUUGCCAUCUCGUAAGGGUGUCGCAGAUUUUCUUCAAGAGGUUACCUCCAGAAAAGAUCAGGCGCGAUACUGGGCUGAUAAUUCCAGACCAUAUGAGUUCAUUCCCGUUGAAACAAUUGCUGAAGCUUUUAGAAAUUCCAGAUAUAGUCAGGAUCUAAAGUCAUCUCUUUUGGCUCCAUAUGAUAUAUCUAAGAGCCAUCAUUUGGCUUUGUCUACGAAAAAGUUUGCUGCGUGCAGAUUGGAGCUCCUUAGGAUUUGUUUUUCAAGAGAAAUGCUUCUAAUGAGUAGGCAUAGUUUUCUACACAUCUUCAAAACAUGUCAGUUUAUGGGAUUUGUAACAUGCACACUGUUUCUAAGAACACGGUUACAUCCCACGGAUCUGGUGAAUGGGAACUUGUAUCUUUCUUGCUUGUUUUUUGGCUUGGUGCAUAUCAUGUACAACGGAUACACAGAACUCCCUCUCUUAAUAUUUUGUCUACCAGUAUUCUAUAAGCAAAGAGAUAAUUUCUUCUAUCCUGCGUGGGCAUGGUCCGUCAGUAGUUGGAUUCUGCAGAUACCUUACUCCAUAAUUGAAGCUGUUGGAUGGUCUUGUGUUGUGUAUUGGACUGUAGGUUUUGCACCUGAUGCUGGGAGAUUUUUCCGUUACAUACUUUUACUAUUUUCAGUACACCAAAUGGGGAUGGGUCUCUUUCAGUCAAUAGCUUCUAUUUCACGAGAUAUGAUCAUCGCAAAUACAUUUGGAUCGGCUGCUCUGCUAAUCAUACUUUUACUGGGUGGUUUUAUCUUGCCAAAAGAAAUGAUCAAACCAUGGUGGGUAUGGGUCUUUUGGGUGUCCCCAUUGUCCUACGGACAGCGAGCUAUUUCAGUUAAUGAAUUUACUGCCACGAGAUGGAUGGAGAAGAAAACAAGUGGAGAUGUUACCCUUGGUUACGAUAUUCUGCAAUCUCAUGGCCUACCAACAUCUGGUUACUGGUACUGGCGGGGAUUAGGAGUUCUAUUGCUCUAUGCUUUGCUUUUCAACAUUAUUCUGACUGUAGCCUUGGCUUUCCUCAACCCACUAAGAAAAUCUCAGGCAAUUAUCCCAGCUGAUUCCAGUGGUGUAAAUUCAGUUGCUGAUGGACCUGGCCAGGAGGCGACUAGAAAGAAAGGAAUGAUCCUCUCUUUCCAACCACUAACUAUUACUUUCCAUAAUGUCAACUACUUUGUUGACAUGCCAAAGGAAAUGAGUUCAGAAGGAAUACCUGAUAAAACGUUGCAGCUACUGUCAAAUGUUAGUGGAGUAUUCUCACCUGGCAUUCUUACUGCAUUGGUUGGUUCAAGUGGAGCGGGAAACACCACCUUGAUGGAUUGCCUAGCUGGUAGGAAGACUUCUGGACAUAUAGAGGGUGAUAUUAGGAUAUCAGGCUGCCCAAAACAACAAAAGACUUUCGCAAGAAUUUCAGGAUAUGUUGAACUGAAUGAUAUACAUUCUCCUCAAGUGACAGUAUUUGAAUCCCUGUGGUUUUCUUCUUAUCUCCGGCUCUCCAAAGAAGUGAAUGAAAAACAAAGACAGGAGUUUGUUGAAGAAGUAAUGGAGGAACUCAACUCUCUAAGGUAUGCUUUGGUUGGCUUGCCUGGCAGUUCUGGCUUAUCAACUGAACAAAGAAAACGUUUGACAAUUUCAGUAGAACUUGUAGCAAACCCAUCCAUAAUUUUUAUGGAUGAACCUACAUCUGGUCUUGAUGCACGAGCUGCAGUCAUUGUAAUGAGAACAGUUCGUAAUACAGUAGAUACUGGACGAACUGUGGUCUUUACAAUUCACCAGCCAAGUAUUGAAAUUUUUGAAGCAUUUGACGAGCUUCUUUUAAUGACGGGGGGACAAGUGAUAUAUGGAGGAAAGCUUGGGGAGAAGUCACAAACUAUGAUUAACUAUUUUCAGGGUAUUCAUGGGAUACCCCAAAUUCCUAGUGGUUACAAUCCUGCAACCUGGAUGCUUGAGAUAAGUACAUCAGCUGCUGAAGCAAAAAUAGAAGAAGAUUUUGCAACAAUAUACAAUUCUGAACAGUACAGGCAAGUUGAAGCCUUAAUUAAGCAUCUGGGCGUCCCACCUGAAAACUCAGAACCGCUGGGCUUCACAUCAAUAAAUAGUCAAGGUGCAGUUUCUCAGUUCAAGAUCUGCCUGUGGAAGCAAAAUCUCAUAUACUGGAGAAGUCCAUCAUACAGUUUUAUGAGGUUGUUCUUCACAACAAUGUGUGCAUUGAUUCUUGGUUCCAUAUUUUGGGAUGUUGGUUUGAAAAGGGACUCAACUCAAAACUUGUUUGUAGUAAUGGCCGCUCUUUAUGCUUCAGUCUUGUUUCUGGGGGCCAGUAAUGCUUCUUCUGUACAGCCAGUUGUUUCCAUUGAAAGAAUCGUUUUCUAUAGGGAAAAGGCUGCAGGAAUGUAUUCCCCGCUACCAUAUGCAGCAGCUCAGGGUCUAAUUGAGAUUCCAUAUGUCAUGAUCCAGACCUUAUUAUACGGAGUCAUUACAUAUUUCAUGAUCAACUUUGAAAGGGUAGCGGGCAAAUUUUUCCUCUACAUUCUUUUCAUGUUUCUUGCAUAUGUAGCCAUUGGUCUUACACCAACUCAACAUUUGGCUGCCAUCAUUUCAGCAGCUAUCAUUUCAUUGUGGAACCUCAUGUCUGGUUUUCUAGUUCCAAAACCUAGUAUCCCCGGAUGGUGGAUAUGGUUCUACUGCAUCAACCCAGUUGCAUGGACACUCCGUGGCAUCAUUAGCUCUCAACUUGGUGAUGUAGAAACAAGGAUAACAGGACCUGGAUUCAACAGAACUGUAAAAGAAUAUUUGGAAGUCAGCCUUGGAUUUGGCCCUGGGAAGAUUUGGUGGUCUGCUGUUAUACUUGCUGGAUUUGGCUUGCUCUUCUUUUCUGUCUUUGCAGCAUCAGUCAAACUUCUUAACUUCCAAAAAAGAUGAACAGCUGUUCAAGUGUUAAAACUAUUAUCCUUCAUUUAAUCAAAUAUACUUUUAAUUUAAAAA
Capsicum annuum is the source of this 4046-nucleotide messenger RNA. RefSeq names its product ABC transporter G family member 31-like. Gene Ontology annotation, molecular function: ATP binding; ABC-type transporter activity; ATP hydrolysis activity. Gene Ontology annotation, cellular component: membrane. The record is from RefSeq and is a predicted model, not a curated record. NCBI's taxonomy places the organism in Eukaryota, Viridiplantae, Streptophyta, Magnoliopsida, Solanales, Solanaceae.